Sorex araneus (European shrew) is the source of this 2271-nucleotide messenger RNA. It is a transcript of the gene DDX4, whose product is annotated as DEAD-box helicase 4. Gene Ontology annotation, cellular component: P granule; nucleus. The transcript is spliced from 22 exons. Bases 94 to 2271 code for a protein of 725 amino acids. NCBI's taxonomy places the organism in Eukaryota, Metazoa, Chordata, Mammalia, Eulipotyphla, Soricidae. Gene Ontology annotation, biological process: cell differentiation; gamete generation. The record is from RefSeq and is a predicted model, not a curated record. Gene Ontology annotation, molecular function: ATP binding; RNA helicase activity; RNA binding.
GGCGUCCGGCACGUGCAGCCGUUUAAGAGGCAUCGGUGCCUGCGAGGACCCCGGGAGAGCGAGCCGCCGAGAGCCACAGGCCUGGAAGCCGCCAUGGGAGAUGAGGAUUGGGAAGCAGAAAUCAUCAAGCCUCAGGUGUCGUCCUACGUUCCCGUCUUUGACAAGGAUAGAUACUCUUCUGGAGCAAAUGGAGACACCUUUAACAGGACUCCAGGUUCAUCAUCAGAAAUGGAUGAUGGACCUACUAGAAGAGAUCAUUUCAUGAGAAGCGGAUUUGGCUCUGGGAGAAGUUUGGGAAACAGAGAUGCUGGCGAGUCUAAUAAAAGGGAGAAUAUAUCUACAGUGGGUGGUUUUGGACUUGGAAAGAGUUUUGUCAACAGAGGUUUUUCAAAUAACAAGUCUGAAGAAGGUGAGAGCUCUGGUUUUGGGAGAGAGUCUAAUAAUGACUGUGAAGAUAAUCAGACACGGAACAGAGGGUUUUCCAAGAGAGGCGGCUAUCAAGAUGGAAAUGAUUGUGAAGCUUCAGCAUCCAGACGAGGUGGAAGAGGUAGUUUCAGAGGUUGCCGUGGAGGAUUUGGUCUUGGAAGUUCAAAUAGUGAAUUUGAACAGGAUGAGAGAGUACAGCGCACUGGUGGCCUUUUUGGUUCUCGAAGACCAGCAUUAAGUGAUGCAGGUAAUGGUGACACCUAUCCAAGCAGAGGUGGGAGUGGAAGUGGCCGAGGCGGUUACAAAGGUUUAAAUGAAGAAAUAAUAACAGGCUCUGGAAAGAAUUCUUGGAAAUCAGAAGCUGAAGGAGGAGAAAGUGGUGACACUCAAGGACCAAAAGUGACCUACAUACCACCUCCUCCACCUGAGGAUGAGGAUUCCAUCUUUGCACAUUAUCAGACAGGAAUAAACUUUGAUAAAUAUGAUACAAUUCUUGUAGAGGUGUCUGGACAUGAUGCACCACCAGCAAUUCUGACUUUUGAAGAAGCUAAUCUUUGUCAGACACUGAAUAAAAACAUUGCUAAAGCUGGUUAUACUAAGCUUACUCCUGUGCAGAAGUACAGUAUUCCUAUUAUAUUAGCUGGACGAGAUUUAAUGGCUUGUGCUCAAACAGGAUCUGGCAAGACUGCAGCUUUUCUCUUGCCUAUUUUGGCUCAUAUGAUGCGUGAUGGAAUAACUGCCAGUCGUUUUAAAGAACUGCAGGAACCAGAAUGCAUUAUUGUAGCACCAACUCGAGAAUUGAUCAAUCAGAUUUAUUUGGAGGCUCGAAAAUUUUCUUUUGGGACUUGUGUAAGAGCUGUUGUCAUAUAUGGGGGAACCCAGUUGGGGCAUUCAAUUCGACAAAUCGUACAAGGCUGUAAUAUAUUAUGUGCUACUCCUGGUAGAUUGAUGGACAUCAUAGGUAAAGAAAAGAUUGGUCUCAAGCAAGUCAGAUACCUAGUUUUGGAUGAAGCUGAUCGUAUGUUGGAUAUGGGUUUUGGACCAGAAAUGAAGAAGUUGAUUUCUUGCCCAGGAAUGCCUUCAAGGGAACAGCGUCAAACCCUAAUGUUUAGUGCAACUUUUCCAGAAGAAAUUCAAAGGUUGGCUGGUGAGUUUCUAAAGACAGAUUAUUUGUUUGUUGCUGUUGGACAAGUGGGUGGAGCAUGUAGAGAUGUUCAGCAGACCAUUCUCCAAGUUGGCCAGUACUCAAAAAGAGAGAAACUUGUUGAAAUUCUACGAAACAUAGGUGACGAACGGACUAUGGUUUUUGUUGAAACUAAGAAGAAAGCAGAUUUUAUUGCUACUUUUCUUUGUCAAGAAAAAAUUUCAACUACAAGUAUUCAUGGUGACCGGGAACAGAGAGAGAGAGAGCAAGCUCUUGGAGAUUUUCGCUGUGGAAAGUGCCCAGUUCUUGUUGCUACUUCAGUAGCUGCCAGGGGGCUAGAUAUUGAAAAUGUUCAGCAUGUUAUCAAUUUUGAUCUUCCUUCUACCAUUGAUGAAUAUGUUCACCGAAUUGGGCGUACUGGUCGGUGUGGAAAUACUGGCAGAGCGAUUUCUUUUUUCGAUCCUGAAUCAGAUAGCCAUUUAGCACAGCCGCUAGUGAAAGUACUGUCGGAUGCUCAACAGGAUGUUCCUGCGUGGUUGGAAGAAAUUGCCUUUAGUACAUAUGUUCCUGGCUUCAGUGGUAGUACAAGAGGAAACAUUUUUGCAUCAGUUGAUACUCGAAAGAGUAAGAGCACUUUGAACACAGGAGGAUUUUCUUCAUCACAGACUCCCAAUCCGGUAGAUGAUGAGUCAUGGGAUUAA